CAAAAUUAGCCCUCAACAGACGGCUAAAGACACGCCGAUACGAGACUCUCCGCUCGCAGCAUACAAAUCCCACCGGCGAUGCUCCGUCUUGAUUGGCUGCGUCUUUCUGUCAAUCACGUAAUGUUCCUUCCACUACCGCUCCUACAGUAAAUAUUUGUGUUUGCUCAACCGGCUGUAAUGGUGGACGACUGAGGCAGAGGGACGGAAUACAACUAGAGUGAAGAAAGAGAGGAAAAACGGUCGAAAGUCUGCUUCAGAGCCAGCCGCCGCGAGUAGGACACGGGCUUCGUCGAAAAUGGAUGAACUCAAACAUCAAGUCAUGAUUAACCAGUUCGUCCUGACGGCGGGUUGUGCGGCAGACCAGGCGAAGCAGCUUUUGCAAGCGGCACAUUGGCAGUUCGAGACUGCCCUCAGUGCCUUUUUUCAAGAAACAAAUAUUCCAUAUGGCCAUCAUCAUCAAAUGAUGUGCACCCCAGCCAACACACCAGCGACGCCCCCCAACUUCCCGGACGCGUUGACCAUGUUCUCGCGGCUGAAGGCGUCCGAGAGCUUCAACAGCAGCAGUGGUGGCAGCCCCAUCUCACCUCCCCCGCCCCCCCAGGUCGGCGGCUGGGGCGCACAGUCACCAACACCAAAUACCUAAUGUGCGCAACCUCCACAACUCUGGGGGACUCAGGCAGCCCCCACCAGCCCCUGCCCCCCCCUGCCGGGAAACCGGGCGCACACAGGCGCCGAGCAGAAGGCUAGUGUAGCAAUGGAGGCUGAGAGAUGAAGGGCCGCACAGGACUGAAAAGCCCCCCUUCCACCUCGGGGAGGGAAGGAAAUGGGCUAUGAAAGCGGGGAGGGUGGGAAGGGUGGGAGGUUGAUAAUGGGUAAAAAUGGGUUUUGGUCUUUUUGGACGGGUGGAUAUGGAAAGAGAUGGAAACUACGCAAACCAAGAAAAACUCAACGUGGACAAUUUAAGAAGAGGAGAAAACCAAUGCAAAUAUCAAUACAAAAAUAGAAAAAAAAGAUACGCACACACACACACACACACAUAGUAAUAAGAGAGCAACUGAAAUCUUUGUUAGUUUUUUCCUAAGUAAAUGCAUAGAUAAGAGAAAUAUUAUUGAACUAAAAAAAAAAAACAAAUUAAAAAAAAAUUGUCACGCCCAAGGAUUCUAUGUGAUGUUCAAGGACAUUCAAGGCAGCAAACUUAAUUGUCUGUUUUUUGUUUAGUUUUUUUUUCUUUCAUCUUUUCAGCCAGUGUUUUUUGUCACUGGUGUUCUGUGUUUCUGCAUCUGACUGUGCUGCAUGAGGAGAGAGGAACUUGCAAUGCAGUGUUUAAGAUUGACUCAAAAAUCAUCACGCACGUGUGAGUGUGUACGCAUGUGAGCGGGUGGUCAAGUUUGUAAUCAAAAAUGUAUACACGCACACAUAUAUCUGUAUAUUCACACACACACACACACACACACACACACACACACACACACACACACACACACACACACACACACUAGCAUCUAGAGGAAACACCUCCAUACUGUCAUCCCCAUCGUCAAAGGUGGGACUUUUCUUACCUCACCUGGUGGUCACCUGACUUCUUUCAGCCAAUCAGGGAUUCUUCUUAAACCAACCAUUGCCGCCGCCGACACAGGACACGUUUUUAAAGGUUUUUUCUUAAAGGCAGCAGCCACUCUGGUUUAUGCUAACUGAUCCUUGCUGCAAUGGCUUUUUCCUGACACAGUUUUAAACCUGGACUCAGACUACAACUGUCCACUGUAUACCUUUUCUCUGGAGAUUUGGGUUAUUACAAGAAGAAAUGAAAAAUCAUGGUUUAAUGUAAUAUCUUUAUAAUGCUAAUUGUUCUGUAUUUGUUGAGAGGUUAAGGGAGGUGGCUUUGAAUUUGGGUGGGACUUAAGGCUGAUUUUUUUUUUUUUUUUUGGAAAGAGUGAAUCAAACACAGCUUAAAUCGCUACAGAUUUGAAAAAAGAAAACAAAAAAACAAAACAUGACUACUCCAUCUUUGUAAACAGAAUUGCCACUUUGCAUGACGUGUUCAUAACGUGUAACAUCUUUUGUAGCAAACAUACAUGAGGUUGAGACAUGGAAAUGGGAGGGGGUGGAGUUAAAGAUGAGGGUGGGGUGGUGGGUGUUAUUCCCAAAGUUAAAAGAAAUGCAAUAGUGCAAAGUGUCUUUUUAGAUAUGAGAAAGAAAAGAAGAAAAUGGGUGUGGGGCAGCUUGGGGGAGCCCACCACAGGCUAUUUGGGGACACUACAGACUACUUUCAGAUUUACAGUAUAUAUAUACCCUCAGAUACUGUACUACAGAGGGUUUUUUUUACAACUUUUAGGUCUCUAGUUUCGACCAGUCCCUGGUCCAUUGAUACUGCUGAGGGACAGUUCAGGGAUGACCCUGAUAUAUGGCAAUAUUUAAAAUGCAGGGUUUGCCCCUUUUUUAGUUUGUCCUGUUUGGAUUAUUUUUACAUUCGAUAAAAGAAGAGAGAAUAAAAAGAGAUAUUUUGAAUAGCUGAAGGUCUUUUUUUUUAAAAAGAUGAUUAGGAAAAAAUUAUGGCUAUAAUAAUAAAUAAAUAACCAACUUCCUUUUUAUUAUUUAGACUAAACUAAUGUUUGAGUUCAUCCUUUUUCCAUGCUUCAUACUUUAUUUGGUUAAAUCAGAGCGUUUCCGGGUGGGCCUGUUCCUAAAUGGUUUCUCAUGUAUGUUUCCCCCCUUGUAUGACUGUAUGAGACCAUUCCCACAAUAUUUGUGGACUACCUGAUAAUUAACUUAUCAUUUUUGUGAACCUAAAUAAAUAUUGUAUGUCAACCUAAUUGGCAUGGUUUGCUGGAGUGUGUGACUAUUGGCACCACAGUUUGAACAGAUUGAAUAUGAGGGAAGGGGUCCACAUAAAUUGUCAUAUAGUUCCGUGUGUGUGUGUGUGUGUGUGAGAACUAGAGACACCAGAGCAGUGUGUUAAAUAAUGACACUAGGAAGAGCGAUGCAUCAUAAUCCAACGCUUGGCUACCUCUCAGCCAGGCAGAUUUAAUACUGUCACCCAGCCAGACUACAAAGUCAUGUUCUACAAACCUCUCCGUCUUUUUCUGCAUCUCUGUCUGUCUGUCUGUUUCUCGCUCUGUGUGUCUGAGAACUAAGCAGUCUGUCUGAUGUUCUGCAGCUAAAGAUGGAAGGGCCGGAGAUGAAAGCCAAAAUGGAGGAGAGGAGGGAGAAAAGCUUUUGAAAGAGGGAAUUCAGCU
Molecule: messenger RNA, 3233 nt
Organism: Xiphias gladius (swordfish)
Lineage: Eukaryota; Metazoa; Chordata; Actinopteri; Istiophoriformes; Xiphiidae
Gene: ubald1a
Product: UBA-like domain containing 1a
Molecular function (GO): protein binding
Source: RefSeq, a predicted model, not a curated record